UUCAUCGGAGGAAUUCAAUAUAUUCAAUAUAUUCAAACAUUUAAUAAUUAAUAGUACUACAUACACUUGUUGUGAAAAAGAGAAGAAUUAAUGCCAAGUAAAUUUACACCACUCGUCAAGGCACCCUCCGAUCUAUCAUCACUCUCCAAUAAUCAUCAUCCUCAUCCUCAUCAUCACAAUAAUUCUGCAUCAUCAUUUCUUCUUCAACAUCAUCAUCAACAACAACAGAACAGAAGAACAAGAAAUGAUACAAAGAGGAGAUGGAGGUGAUGAAUAUGAUCAUCAUGCUCGUUUUCAAUCAAUAGAUCAUCAUGAUCAAUCAUUUGUUGAUAAUGAAGAAUCAAAACAAUUAAUGAUGAAUGAUGAUGAUGCAGAACAUGAUGAUGCUAAGAAUGGAAUGAAUAGAAUGGGUCAUAGUAGUAGAACACAGAUACUGUUUCAUGUUGUGAAAAGUUCAAUUGGAUGGUUAUCGUUUAGUAUUGUUUUUAAUGUGUUGAACACAAUUGUCUAUUCAGCUCUGUAUCCAAAGAUUUUACAUAAUGUUGCUUCUGGUAGUGGAGCUGAGUAUUCUACUGCAUUUUCAAUUAUUAAUACAGUGACAACAUUGGCAAGUGCAUUGACAUUGCCAAUUUUGGGAUCUUUGGUUGAUAAUUUGAAAUUAAUUAGGAGUUCAAUGAUGGUGACAAUGUAUUUGGGUAUUUUGGCAACAAUUGGAUUGUUUUUCACUGAUAAAUUACCACAUGAAUCACCACAGGAUUAUACUUCUCAUUUGGCUAUUUGUGAAAUUGUGUAUAUAUUGGCCAUGUUCUUUUUGAGAUUUUCAGUAAUGAAUAAUAAUGCUCUCUUACCUUGUUUUGAUAAGAAGAAUAUGAUGAUUUUGAGUUUGUUGGGUAAUUUCAUUGGAUUUGGUGUCAAUCUUGUUGGAUUAUUGGUAUUGGCCUUUGUACCUUCGAGUGUUUUUUCGGGAGGAGUUUGGGAUAUUUCGAGAGAAAAUUGGUGGGUUCUCGUUUUCACAAGUCUCACCAUUCUGGUCUCUCUGUUUGUCAUUCUGAGUCCAAAUGGUGUAGAUAAGGUCACUCUGAAUCCAGAGCCAAUUUCUGCCAAAACAGCACAAACUUUGCAAAUUCCUGAAUGUUUCUCCAAAUUACCAAAAUAUUUGAGAGGAUUGGGAAAGGUCUAUGCAGUGGUUGCCAAAUCUUUAAAAUCACUUGCUGAGACCUUCAUCCAUUGGAGAAGGAAUGAGCAAUACUAUCACUGUUGGAUUUUCCUCUUUUCCUAUUUAUUCUUCUCCACAGCUGGUACUGUUGUGACAAUUUAUUUGGGACCUCUUUUUAUUGAUAUUUAUAAUUUUGGACUUGAACAGGAGGUGUUAUUGAACUUGUAUUUCAAGAUUGCCAUGGUUGGUGGUGUGAUUGGAGGUGUAAUUUUUGAGAAAUUAUUCAAGGUUCAUGACAUUUAUGUUUUGGCAGGUCAAAAUUCACUUUUUGGAGUUUUAACACUUUCGAUAUUUAUUACAAUUUCAAUGAAAGUGGAAAAGUACAUUGUUUUGGCUCAAUUUCUGGUUGUUGGAUUUUUAUAUGCAUGGAAUGCUAGUGUAGCUCGUGGAUUAAUGAGCAAAUUAAUUCCAUUGGAAAAGAAGUGUGAAUUUAUGGGUUUCUUUUCAACAUUUACCUAUUUGGGAAUUUCUGUGACCAGUGGUGUUUAUAGUAUCUUGUCCAAACUCAAACUUCCUCAAACCUUACUUUUAGUUUUAUUUAUUUGGUUAAUUCCAGCUUUCUUAUUCUUGGCAAUUCUUAAGAAAUCGCUCAAUAAGAAGGAAUUGAGAGAGAAACACGAGGAAGAAAUUAAAAAUAUGAAAGCAAUUGCUGACGAAUAAAAGAUUAUCCAGAACUAUAUUUCUUUAAC
This is a messenger RNA of Naegleria gruberi, 1905 nucleotides long. Its product is annotated as major facilitator superfamily permease. Gene Ontology annotation, biological process: transmembrane transport. Gene Ontology annotation, molecular function: transmembrane transporter activity. Lineage: Eukaryota; Heterolobosea; Eutetramitea; Acrasida; Naegleriidae. Bases 245 to 1876 code for a protein of 543 amino acids. The record is from RefSeq and is a predicted model, not a curated record. The transcript is spliced from 2 exons.